This is a messenger RNA of Dentiscutata erythropus, 162 nucleotides long. Lineage: Eukaryota; Fungi; Glomeromycota; Glomeromycetes; Diversisporales; Gigasporaceae. The record is from the annotation of a GenBank genome assembly.
AUGGAGUUAUUAAACCUUUUACAAAUUAAUUCAAUUAAUUCAAUUGUUAAAACGAUAAUUAUUCAAAGAUUCAUUGACAUUGAUUAUAUACCAAAUGCGAUCAAGAUGCCCAACUUGGAAGUUUUAUUAUCUACAGAAAGUAUGGAUGAUCAGCUUUUAUGA